Messenger RNA from Dictyostelium discoideum AX4, 1914 nucleotides. RefSeq lists its product as hypothetical. NCBI's taxonomy places the organism in Eukaryota, Evosea, Eumycetozoa, Dictyosteliales, Dictyosteliaceae. Gene Ontology annotation, molecular function: protein serine kinase activity; catalytic activity; protein kinase activity. Bases 1 to 1914 code for a protein of 637 amino acids. The record is from RefSeq and is a predicted model, not a curated record. The transcript has a single exon.
AUGUGGAAGUUUACCUCGAGUGCAACCAAAAGAAUUGGAAAUUCACUUUCGAGUAAUAAUAAUAAUGGAAGUCUUUUGUUCAGUUUAAAUUUUAAUGGUUCAAAUAAUAAUAAUAAUAAUGAAAGUUCAAAACCAAUCACUGCUGCCAAUACACAAAACAAUAGCACAACAAAAUCAAUAGAUAAUAAUAAUAAUAAUACUAACAAUAGCAAUAGCAAUAAUAAUAAUAAUGAUAAUAUUAAAAAUAAUAACAAAUUUAAUAGAGCAUCACAUAGAAGUAACAUUACUUUAGUGGCUAUUAACAAUAAGGAUAUUAGUCAAAUGACCAAUUUAUUAGCAGAUUCUGGUAUAUCUGUUUCAAAAAUUAGUAAUAAAAAGAUUUCACUAGCUUCAAAAAUCAAUACAUUAAAUAAAUUAAAUUCAAGUUUACUUCACUUAAAUAGUAUUAAUAAUAGUUUAACUAAUAGUAAUAAUAAUAAUGAUAAUAAUAAUCUUAUUGAUAAUAAUAAUAAUGAUAAUUAUAACAAUGAUUCAAUAUCUUCUUCAUCAUCUUCUUCAUCAUUAUCAGAGUCAUCACAAACUUUAUCAUCAGCAUCAUCAUCAGCAUCAUCAUCGUCAUCAUCAACAUUAUCGUCAUCAUCGUCAGUAUCAUCAAAAUCUUUAAAUAACAAUAAUAAUAAUAAUAAUAGUAGAUUUAAUAAUGAAUUUAAUGAUGUAAGAGUACUUGGUAAAGGUGGGUUUGGUAUUGUUUUUCAAUGUUGUAAUAUAUUUGACCAAAUGGAAUAUGCAGUAAAAAGAAUCAAAGUAAAUCAAAAAAUUCCAACAAAAGAAUUAAUGGAAGUUAGAGCAAUGGCAAGAUUAAAUCAUCCUAAUAUCGUAAGAUAUUAUGGUUCUUGGAUUGAAGAAGAAAUUAUAACAAAUAACUCAAUUGAUCAUUAUGGUGAAAAUGAUAAUAACUUAUUUGAGAAUAUUGAUUCAUUUCCAUCAUCUUCUUAUUCAUCAGUAUCAGCAGCAGCAUCAUCAUCAUCAUUAGUUUCAAAUUCAUCAAAUAGUUAUUCAAAUAACAAAGCAACAUAUAUUUCAAACUCAUCAUCAUCAUCAUCAUCAUCAUCAUCAUGUAGUUAUAGUAUAGGUAAUGGAAAUUUAUCAAUAAGUGAAUGCACAAAUGAUGAUAAUAAUAAUUAUAAUCAAUUAAAACAAAAGAAAUUUUCAUUAUAUAUACAAAUGGAAUUAUGUAAAUAUAGUACAUUAAGAAAUUUAAUAAAUGAAAUUAAUAAUAUUAAAUCAAUAACAUCAAUUCAAUCAACAUCAUCCAUUGCAAAUCCAAUUGGAACCAAUAUAUUGAUAUCAUUGGAUAUUAAACAAUGUAGAGAGAUAACUAGACAAAUCUUAGUUGCAUUGAAAUAUAUUCAUUCACAAGGUUUCGUUCAUCGUGAUAUUACACCUGAUAAUGUAUUUGUUUGUCAAUCACCAUUUGGUAUUAAAAUUGGUGAUUUCGGUUUAGCAACUACGAUUGAAUCAUUAACAGUAGAUAGUAACAAUAACAAUAACAAUAACAUUAACAAUAACAAUAAUAACAAUAAAAAGGUGGGUGGAUUAGGCACUUAUUUAUAUAGUAGUAAUGAACAAGAACAAGGUGAUAAUUAUAAUCAAAAAACUGAUUUAUAUAGUGUUGGUGUGAUUUUCUUUGAAAUGUUAUCACAAUUUAAAACAACUAUGGAACGUUCAACAACUUUAUCAAAAUUAAAGAAAUCUUUAUCAGUUUUAAAAACAAAUCCAAAUUUAAAACAAAAAUAUCCAAAUGAUACUGAUUUCAUUGAUCAUUUAAUUCAAUCAUUUGCUACAAGACCAUUCUCUAAUCAAAUUUCAACUGAUUAUGAUAAUUUUCCACCCAAAAAUUUUUUAAUUAAUUAA